Messenger RNA from Haliotis rubra (blacklip abalone), 1217 nucleotides. Its product is annotated as ADP-ribosylation factor-like protein 6-interacting protein 1. Lineage: Eukaryota; Metazoa; Mollusca; Gastropoda; Lepetellida; Haliotidae. Bases 10 to 636 code for a protein of 208 amino acids. The record is from RefSeq and is a predicted model, not a curated record. The transcript is spliced from 6 exons.
AGAAGUAAAAUGGCGGACAGCACUGAAUCUCGGCCUCUGGAAGAUAGCCCUCGUUCCAGCCCUCAUAAUGAGUUGGAGGAACUCAAGAAAGACCUGGAGGGUUGGAGAGAGGUGCUUCUACCCAUGACCAGACUUCUUAACUGGGACAAGCCAUAUCACCCUGCUGUCAUCCUUGGUCUUUCCACUUUUAUUUUCGCACUAAUCUGGUAUUUCGAGCCAUCGGUACUGACAACCUUCUCACUGUUUGGCCUGAUCAUCAGUUUGAUUGACUUCCUUGUUCCAAUAGUUGGACCCACCCUGUUUGCGUCAGGCUCCUGGACAGUGGUACAGCAGCAGCAGUAUGAGCAGAUCUGUUUGCGUUUGAUGCACGCCCGCGAUCACUUCGUCAAUUUCAAGAACGCCAUGGGCACACUCAAGGUCGAGAAACCAAAAGUGUACUUCAUCCUGGUCAUGGGUAUCCUGGUGGUGUUUGCCUGGGUCGGAAGUCUUUUCGAUAACCUCUUCCUCACAUACUUCCUCCUCAACAUCAUCCUGCUCGUGCCCGGUCUUCGUCGCCAUGGCAUCAUUCAGAAGUACUUCCGUGGUGUGUGGCUAGUCAUCAAGAGGCUCAUUAUGGGGAAGGACAAGAAGAACUGAACAUGAAUUUAUGGACAUUCUGUUGGGCAUAAUGUUGCUACAGUCACUUAUUGGUGUGUUACAUGUUCUUGUUGAGUGGUUUAUAUUUGACCUACCUUGCUGGCUGGUGAAAUAUGUCGAACAUAUUGUCUUUACUAUAUUUAACUCUUUUGAGGUGAAGAAAUGUCGGAUCCUAUAUCUUUCGCAAAUGAGUUGCUAAAAAUAGAAAAUGUAUUACAAAGUACUUGAGCAUUAUUAUUUGAUAUAUUUGGCUCAGCAUGGCUUUUAUGUACUUAGAUAACAUGACAAAAUAAACAUUUACUGAUGACUUAGAUGAAACAAAGCCAUGGUAUUUCAUUGAGACAUGAUUGAUAGUAGUUAAAUGUUUAGGAAACUGGGUUCUGUUAUAUUUCCUUUGCUGAUGGAAUGGGAGCAUUUGUUGCUAUGGCUUACGUUAGGUUGAUCUUCCAUGGGUGUGUUAUUUCUGCUAAUGCUGAAGGGAAUGAGUUACCCACAGCCUGGAAAAUCUGGCAUACCUGUCAGGGUGCCGUAUAUCGGCAUCCUUUACUAAGGUAUAACUUCACAAACUGUCAAAACUGCAA